Myzus persicae (green peach aphid) is the source of this 2060-nucleotide messenger RNA. RefSeq lists its product as uncharacterized. The transcript has 9 exons. The coding region runs from base 262 to 1356 and encodes 364 amino acids. NCBI's taxonomy places the organism in Eukaryota, Metazoa, Arthropoda, Insecta, Hemiptera, Aphididae. The record is from RefSeq and is a predicted model, not a curated record. Gene Ontology annotation, cellular component: cytoplasm. Gene Ontology annotation, biological process: signal transduction.
UCAGUACGAUUCGCACGCCCCUCGCUAAACUAUUUUCGUAUUAUCAUAAGUACGGUGUUUGUAAAUGUAAUUAAUUUUUUCACCAAUAUUUAAAUCUACACACAUAAGUUUAUACGUAUAGUUUGUUAUCUGUAUACGUACUAUAAUAUUGAUAUAGUAACAUAUUUGUUUGGUUUGCGCGUUUAUAAAACGUAUUUACAUUCAAUUUGUAUUAAUUUUAUAUAUUUUUCGUCUAAAACGGUUUCCAAUUAGUUUUUUUGGAUGUCUUUUGACGACCGCCGGCUGUCCGAGGCCAGAAGGGGCAGCAUUAGUGCCUACAUCAACAAAAAGAAAUUCCUCGUCAAGACAGAGAGAAGUGGCAAUGUCUACGUUCACGUCCAGGGAGAUCUUACCCAGCAGGACAAGAGAGCAAUAUUUCUUACUGUUCAUGACCUGGGAUGCAAUCACAUAUCGUUUGAGAACUUUGUCAACCAGCCAUGUAUGAGUGAAAUUAAAGACCGAUCAAUAUUUAUUCAUAUUGACGUGCCUGGCCACGAGGAUAACGCUGAUACUCUACCCGACUCUUUUCAGUUUCCAUCAUUGCAAGUGCUAGGAGAAGAUUUAGUGGCUGUUUUGGAUACUUUGCACAUUCGUUAUGUUAUUGGAUUAGGAGAAGGAGCUGGUGCCAAUGCAGUAGCAAGAUUUGGUUUGGCACAUCCUUCGCGAGUAUUAGGAUUGAUACUCAUAAAUUGUACUGGAUCGGCUACAUCGGUGAAGGAAAAUUUCAAAUCAAAAUUUGUAAACUGGAAAGGCAAAUCAACUGUGAGCCAAUCAGCGAUGGAUUAUUUAAUUUUUCAUAAAUUUGGACAUCAACUUAUGAAUGAAACAAACCCGGACAAAGAGUUGGUCAUCAAUGAGUUUGUAAAACGUCUUCAAGGCACUAUAAACUCAAAAAAUCUCAAACAAUACGUAAACGCAUUUCUUAACCGAAAAGAUCUUAUGCUUAAAGACUACAAACAAGACAUAUUAUUGGUAACUGGAGUUUUGGGCUCUUAUGCUAAUGUUGUCGAGAAGUUACAUCGUGAUUUGAACAAACACAAGGCCACAUUAUUGAAAAUUGAAAGGGCUGGAGAUGUUUUAGCAGAAGCACCGGCAAAAAUGGCACAAAGCAUCCUGUUAUUCUGCAAGGGGCAAGGCCUACUUACAUCGGUCACAUUGCCAGGUAUCGAGAGACAGCGCACAUUCUCAGGCAGUUCAUCGGAUGGCGAGCGUCCGAGGCGCAGUUUGUCUCGCGGUAUGAGCAUGGAAGACUACGAUCGACCAAACAUUCGGCGACUAUCCAUAUCCGUCAACGAAAACCUACCGUCUCCCAAAUAAAGACUAAACGAAUGAACCACCCACGCAUAAACGAUUGGCUAAAUUGAUAUACAUGAGUACGCUAUUUGAAAACAUACAUUUAAAAAAAAAAAAAUCUAGUCAUUAACUUCUAUUAUUACUUCUAUUUAUACGUGUAAUACAUUAAUCUUGCAUGAAUUGUCGUUAGUUCCUUUAGUCGCCCGAAAGAGCCAAAUAUCCUUGUAUUGUAUAAUAUAUAUUAUAUAAUAUUAAAUAUCUUGCCCCUCGAUUCCGCCCACAUAUCAGUAUUACAAAAUUACACUUAACGAAAAGGCUCUUCAUUGUACUUAUUUUAUGGAACGCGUUCCUACAAUGACAAUAUAAGCGAGGGCCAAGAAUAAAAUGUUUUGUUCGUUUUUACAAUAUUUUUUUAUUUUCACCGAAAGUGAGGUCGGACUGGAGAUGGCAUUGGUACAUUUUGUCAACGGCUAUAUAGCGAAACCGUUGUCAAUUUUUUUUUGUAAUUUUGUUUUUGUUUUUUUUUUUAACAAAAUGAUUGUGAUUUCACUUCAUUUAAUGCCAAAGUAUUUAUUAUUAUUAUUUUCAAUUGUUAACGAAAUUUUGUUGUGCGAACACAUUUAAAUUAUUCAAAUGUUUAUUUUAGCCACGGGUGAGAAGCCAUCUUUUUCACGUUUUUUUUUUUUAUAUUCUAUGAUUUUGUUGAAACGAAAUAAUAUAGUGGGGAA